UAUAACUACGCAGGGUUCCUUGCAUUGUUUCCCUACAUUGAAUAUGUAGAAAUGGAGACUGAAGAAAGCAUUUUUAGUGCGACGCCUCAAAGCACAACGAAGGGCCGUAACUGGAGCGAAUGCAUAGCUUUGUUGGACGAAACUACGCCUGACAUUCUUGACUAUGUAUAUAUCACCAACUACACCGACCCCACCGUUAACAAGGAGGUGGAACGCAUUGCCAGCAAUUUGAGACAGGCGCUCAAUGAAACGGUUCAAAACAUCACCUGGCUUAAUGAUACGACGCGAAAAGCCGUAGAGAAAAAGUUGGAAGAAUUGACAUUGACAAUCGGAUACCCGGAAGUUCUACGAAACAUAUCAGUACUUGAAGCUCGCUACAAAUACGUACCAUUCUUUCCUUUGAAUAUUUCAUUCAUAGAAGCCUUUUAUCAUCUACGAGAAGGCUUAUACAAAAUGCAUUUGAGUAAGCUUUGGAAUCAUAAAAAGAGCAGCUUGGGUCGGGACUACAGUCCAAGAAAUGUUCGGCCGAUUUACGACUUGUCUAGGAACACAGACGAAAUUCCCUACGCACUCUUCGCAUCUCCAUUUUAUCAGCAAGAUCUUCCACGCUCAUUGAACUAUGGGGGCAUAGGCGGUACAAUUGCUCACGAGCUGGCUGCUAGAUUAUUCGCAGAGAUGAAGAAAAGCAAGAUCCCCAGUGAUAGGAAUUCUUUAGAUAAUAAAACUUCAUGCUUCGAGAAACAGUACAAAUCGGUCAACAAAAAGCUGCUUCUGGAGAACUAUGUACUGUGCUUGGUAGCUGCAUCAUUUGUGUGGGCUUAG
Messenger RNA from Dermacentor andersoni, 822 nucleotides. Its product is annotated as neprilysin-4-like. NCBI's taxonomy places the organism in Eukaryota, Metazoa, Arthropoda, Arachnida, Ixodida, Ixodidae. Gene Ontology annotation, biological process: protein processing. The record is from RefSeq and is a predicted model, not a curated record. Gene Ontology annotation, molecular function: metalloendopeptidase activity. Gene Ontology annotation, cellular component: plasma membrane.